Messenger RNA from Schistosoma haematobium, 7333 nucleotides. RefSeq names its product Girdin, variant 2. The coding region runs from base 5616 to 6530 and encodes 304 amino acids. The transcript is spliced from 4 exons. NCBI's taxonomy places the organism in Eukaryota, Metazoa, Platyhelminthes, Trematoda, Strigeidida, Schistosomatidae. The record is from RefSeq and is a predicted model, not a curated record.
GAUUUUUGUAAGGGUUGGGGUACUACCCGGGUGCCCAAACCGAAGCGGGUGGUUUUCCUAGGGGGCCACACCCCAAGCCUUUGGCCUAAAGAUCUAAUCUACAAGGUAGUGGAGCAACGUUACAAGAUGGCAGUCCCAUGGUAGCCAGUGACCAAUAAUUGAUUCAUGCGCCAUUUGUUUCUUUAGGAUCUUGGAGCCCAUGUACACCAUUGGUUUGGAAUCAGUGUUUUCCAACUCCUCUAGGUAGGUCCUCCGUGUCCGGCAACUCGGUUAAAGUGCCGUUGCUAUGUUUAAAGCGAUUACGAGUUCACCUAGUCUGCAAAAGAAACAAAGACUGUGACCAAAGACUAAUAAGCUAGGUAUUCCGAUGCGUCCCAGCCCUGCUAACUAGAAAGAGAAGUCCAAAUUUGAAACGGGGAAAUAUAUUCUGUAAGCAGCUAGAAGCACGAGCAACCACGAAAGUCACAAAUCAAACGUAUAUAUACAGCAUAAAAUUGCCCUUUGGAAGCGUUACAAAAUAGCAUACUAAAAGAUACAACGAACCAAUAGCGUUUAACAUUCUCACAAUGGGAAAUACGACAUGAAGGUGAAAAUGAACGCUUUUGGCUGGAAAACAGGAAAUCCAAAUUUUCAAAAUAAAAUUACAAAAACAAGGUAUUUACCAAGUGAGUUCUGGGGAUCUAACAUUCCCAACAGUCGGACAUUCGCUUUCCGUCCUCUCAAUUUCGUAAACAACGCCCUCGCUGCGAGAAUUCGGUGAGUAGAACUUUCCUGGCAGUCGUUGUAUGCAAGUGGCCAUAUAAGAGCAUUUCGAGAGGAAGAGCUGACUCUCCCCACCUUCGUCCGUCCCAGGAACACUUGGGGGUUUGGGUAUAAAAUCGAUUAUCUAAUCCACAAAAGAAAACUGAAUUUUAAGAUAGAACAAUCGACCAACUAGUUAAAUGGAUAAUUGACUUUAAGCUAUCAUUUAUAUUAUAAGAUAUUCAAACAAAAAAGUCUGACUAUGUAUAGGGCAAUAAAUAUUAAAUUAAGAAUAAGAAAAUUGGUAAUCAUGUCAUAAUGAAUAGUCAUUUACAUUUACUUAUAUUAAUUUCAAUAAUAGUUUAAUUCAUCAGUAUUCAAUACAAAAAUGUAAUAUUGGACUUGUUUCACUAGUUCUGUUCCUUUGGGUUGGAUCUUACAGAGAAAAAAAAACUCACUAGAUUUUUUGUUUACCUUUCUAUUAACCAUCUUAGUUAAUCAUUCAAUACUCAAUCUUUUGGUUGUUUUUUUCUUUUUAAUAAAAUGUUUGCUGAAUUCUUCUGUUAGCAUCAUUUUCCACACAAUGCUGAAUACAAUAAAAAUAAUUUAGGUAAGCUGAACUAAUUAAAACAAUUUUUUUGUAAGUUUUAUUCUCUUGAUAUAUUUUGAGUAGUAUAAUAUUUUCACGUUAAAAUAGUAUUUGAUUUUUGAGAAAAAGAAAUGCUUUUUUGUUGAUUCUUGAUUGAUAUUGAAUAACUAUCGAAUGCAUUGAUAACUGAAAACACUGAUUAUUAAACAAAAUUAGUGUAAUAUUCUGUCAAAGGAAAAAGAUGGAUGCGCACUGCUGAGGAGUUUCAUACAAGGACAAGACGGCAGUCCAGUGCUUCCAGGUUUUCCAUGGUGGCCUAGCUUCAAUUGACUCAUGAAUUCAACUAUGUAAAUAAAGUUGUCAUAUUUAUGUAUAUGACCGUUGUUGCUACCUUGACGUGGUGGUCGCUCUUGCCUAUUGUGAUGAAGCAACCGAGCUAUACUGGCUGGAACAACCGUUCCUCAAGGUCCUACCAUGCCAGACAGGUCGGUUGAAGAGCGGUAAGACUAAAAGCAACAAACCUAAGGUCCGAAGGCGAAGUCGUACUGCUGACUGUACAGAGGUGUGACAGCAGUAAGGUGUUUCCUUCAGACAACCAGUAUGGCAGCGAUGCUGCCUCCCCACAAGGAGGAGGGGUGAGGUUAGAAAAGGUCGACCCUAAAAAUGAAUACCUCGCCUUAUCCCACGGAUAUCCGUCUCCGGCGGUAAGGCAUCAACAAGUACAUAGCUAACACAAAUAUAACUCACAAAAAGGUCAUGUGUGACCGACCUCAAGCAGUUGUCCCUUGAGCACUGCGGUCAGUCUCUCAGGUCACUAAGACCAUCUCCAAUCCAAUUUCCUUUUCGGGUACCUCCAGAAGAACCCUUCCACGGUGUGGGCAACCGGGAAGUGAUAACCUCCCUCAUAACUCUAACAGCACUCAAGACCACUGUAUUCAUAAUCAGCCUCCCUCUCCAAUUCCUAUUAUUCCUCCUACAUCGAUUGACUUGAUCAGUCACAAGUAAACUGAAGUUCGAAGUGUGGACUAUUUAAAUCUGAUCUAAUGUUCUAGAGAUAUCAAGCUCAUUGGAAAAUUUGAAAGUUCCAAUUUUACUCUUAAAUAGUAUUGUAUUUAUAUACUAAUGAGAAGUUCUAGACCAAGAGAACACUUUAUGCAGAGUUCUCUUAUUUUUAGUCUUCUGUCUGACGUCAUAUUAUGGGGAAAAUUACCUUCAUGUCAAUAUCCGAACACAUGUACCUCGCUGUUUCUGUAAAAUUAUAUUAGAGUUGAGAAAAUUUAUGGGAUAAAUUAAGAGUUUUUAACAUUUGUAUUUGACUGGUAUGAUGACUACUUUGAAGCAAUUCAAAUGGUCGGCAGAUCAUAAAAAGAGUUCUCAUUAGCAUUUAAUCAUUUUAUUUUCAUUAUAUGGUUUUUUCCUUCCCUCUUCAGGUUAUAGCACAGUUUCGACUUUACAUUCUCAAUCUUCCUGGUUAAAUGAUAGUUACAGAUCAAUACCAACCAUUGGACAAACAUCGUCAACGUUGCAUCGUUGCGAUAAACGUCUUGUACCUGGUUCAGUGUCCAUUUAUGAUCGUGAUCCAGAUGAACAAAGUCAGGAAGCUUUAAAACAAUUUUUAAAAUAUUUAGAUGAUUCAAGUGGAACUAACACACGAGUCAGUUGUUAAUAUUAGUUUAUCUACAAAAUAUUCCUUGUUAUUAUUUUUGUUCUAUAAAGUAAACUUAAUUAACUGGUUUAUUUGUUAGUUUAUUGUUGAGAUGUGUUCAAUUUUAGAUGGUUUUCUUCUUACAUUGAUUUUCGAUAAUCAAUUAUGGAGAAACGGAAAACACUAAUUAUUUGUUUCAUUCUAUUUUGGAACUUACCAAUAUUGUGUAUCCUUCUAAUCAAACAAAGAAUCAAAUUGAAAAAAAACAUCAGGCUUAUGGCGAAUGCGUUGCUUUUAGAUCACUGAGUUUGAAAUUUAAUGGUUUAUAAUUCUGGUAACAGUUGGUUUAUGGUGUAACUUGACGAUCAUUCAGUGCCAUUGACAGAUACCUCUUUCACUCUAAUGUGAUUGGACUCAAUCCGUUAUAGUUUUUUACUUGAACUUCAGAAGUUUUCAUUAAAGUUUAUCACUAGUUAGUACAUGAUUGUUAUUUAUUUGUUUGACUAUGAUGAUUAAUUGGAUUCUGAAAUAUUAUUAAAUAACUGCGAUUUUUUUAGUCUUAAUAAGUAUAGACAAAAACAGGAUUUAUGGUCUGAGCAACCGCCAAUAUUAUUCUCAUUGUUGAAUCGGAGAAAAAAUCAGGGUUCUAUUUUCAUUGAUAUUGCUCCUACACCUUUUUGAAAAGUGUCAAAGUGAAUAAGAACUGGUUUUAGAGCUCUGUACCCAGUGGUCUUGAACUACUUAACGCAAGUUUCCUUUCUUACAUCAAAUUCUAUGUAAUCUCCGAUGUAAGAACUGGAGAGUUGUUUAUCAACCCCUAGUUCUGUAAUUACCAUCAUGCUUGAUGAAAAAUGUUCCCAAAUUAUAUUAUUCUUCACAAACAUUACUCUUGAUGAAAUAUUUUAAAUUAAUCAAAAGGAUAAUGUGGUUGCAUCCAGAGUAUUAGGCUAGCUUUGACGCACUAUAAAUAGUACUGUGAAUAUCAUGUCACUUAGAAAACAUCAAUAAAAGAUUAUUUUACUUUAUAAUCAGUCUUCCAUAUUUAUCCACCAUUUGUGUAUAUUUUACUUAGUAUUAGUUCUUUGUUGCAUGCACUUUUUUAAUCCUAAAUUUGACCCAACUAUAAACUCAAAUAGUUUCAUUCACUAGUCAUAAUGAUGUGUUGGUUGAUAUAUAAAAGGUAUCUGUCGAAGUUUUGUAUAUCAUAGUUCUGCAUAAUGUGACUGUGCCGAUAUUCAUUCAUAUUGACAUCUUUAUUAAACAUGGGUUUCGAAUUCGAAUUUAGAGGAACUAUUGGCGGCCUGUUUGAAUAUUUGGGUAACCUGUUCCUGUCAUCUAGAUAUUUUAAAAAUUUAUCUGAUUUUUAUUUGUUUUAAGACAUCAUUAUGUCUAUUAAUCGUAUAACCUAUUCAGGCGCGUUAAUGAAAAGUGUACGACUUUUCGCUGUACAAGUUACAGAAAAGUACAAUCAGAGAUAUUACGGUGGCUGGCAAUAUGCAUCGACAUGAAUAAACAUUAUUCAGAUGUCGAUUCCUGAGUUGCUAACGUCUAACUGGCAAUCACUCAAUGUUUACCAUCCGGAUCGAUCAAGAAAUAAGAAAAGGAAACUUGUUGAAAUACUUAGUACUGAGAAUUCUUUAUUGUACCAAAAUAUAAUAUUGAAUAAAGCCAUUAUUAAUAAUAAUAAUAAUAAUAAUAAUAAUAAUAAUAAUAAUAAUAAUAAUAAUAAUUUAAAGAUCAAUAGAAAUGCAUUAAUUUCAACGACAGCUUCCAGCAGAAGUAUAUUUUAGUUGAAAACUUAUUCAAGGAAAGUAAAUUGGAUAGUUGUUGUUUAAUACUUCUUGACACUUUAAUUAAUGAUCUAACUUAAGUAAGAAUUAAAUCUGUAUCGCUUGUUAAUUAUUCGGUUAUUAUACAUUGUAACUAUGAUAUUGAUAUGAAGUUUAUUAACUAUGACUAAUAAGUAUUUGUCAAUACUUUAACACUUGACUGACUUCUUAAUUCACUGUAUUUUUUUCUCUAUCAGAAACUCUGAGAACUCACCUUUCAGAGGAUUCAUUUUGUUACUUAAUGGGUGGUUUGAAAUUUACUGAUGAAGCACCAAAAACGUUUGACUAUGCAAUCAUUGUUUAAUAUGUCUUUUUAUGACACUAUUUUGUCAUGAAACUAUCUGUAUUAAUAAACAGUGUAACUAAUUUAGGAAGUACAAUUUUAACCAUUCAGUUUUGAGCGAUAUGUUUGAUGCCAAAGUUAAUAAAGCUACUAGAACCUAACCAAAACGGAUGGAGAGGGGUUCAAACUUACAAAAAAAUGUGUUUUGACUACAAAACCACUGUAGAUCAUUCAACCCUUUAAAAGUCAUUAAUUAAAAUCUAUUUCCACUAAUAAAUUAAUGUUUCUUUUUAACCUUUUGAAAAAUGUUUUUAGAUGAAUUCAUUUCAUUAUCAAUAAUUAUAUUUAAGUUUUAAUUUAACCUUUCAGCCAAGUUCAGCUGUUCCUCCUCAAAUUUCAAAUCAUAAACAAUUUGGAAAUCAUGAUUUCUUAUUACCUGUAAGACCAAAUUCCGGUGGUUUAACAAUAAGUCCAUGUAUAGAGAAACGACCACAAUCAAGAUUAAGCUCAGAUAGAUAUACUGAAUGUAUGGAUUCACCAAUUUCUGGUCGAUCUUCUCAUUCAAGUUCAAAUGGUGUAAAAUCUCAAUUAAUUAAUCAAACUCAUCAUUUUCCACACCGAAUCGAUAAACAUAUUCUUAAUUUCACAGAAAAUAUAAGUACAAAUGAAAAGAAAUUUCAUUUAAAUAACACAAAUGGUUGGUUGAGUAACGAUGAUUCACAUGAUCGUUCAAUAUGUAGUAGUAAUAGUAGUAGUAAUGGUAUGAAUAGUCAAAAUCUUCCAUCAACAGAAAGAUGCGAAAAACAAAUUAGUGAGAUUGUACAAAUUAAAGCAACUACUGAUGAAUCAAAUAUUGUAAUUCAUAAAAACAUUAUAUCAGACACACCAACUAAUAUCAGUACAAGUUCACCGAAACCAUGUCUAUCCAGAUCCUCAUCGUUGUGUUACAAUAAACUCAAUGAUCCAAUAUACGUGCAACGUGCUUUGAAUAGUAUGGCUAGUAGUAAUGCUAAUAGUUGUCAAUCUACUCAAAUAAUAAACAAUCCAUUGACAAAUAGAUGUGAUGAUAAUCCUACCAGUAGUGGUACCGUUGGAUUGAAUAAUUCCAAAUAUUUUAACAACCCUACUUAUAUCCAACAUACAGGAAAAUCUUUCGAGUUAAAUACAAGUUCAAAAUCCGAAAACAAUAAAAAAUCUAUGCCAUCAACGAAUAGUAGUUAUAAUAUAAAUAGUAUGGCUAGUAAUUGUACUGAGUCCAUCCCAAUAUUCGACCAUCAUAAAACAUCGAAUAUGAGUAAAUCCGCUUUAUUACGAGAACAAUUCUUCAGUUCUAUGAUAGGUGAAGCUGAUCGUAAUCAACAAACGCAACAACAUCAGUCUUUAGAAUCUUCUUCAGAGUUGCCUAGGAAACCAAAAGUUCUACUGCAAUACAGAGAUUUGUGAUUUAUAUUAGGGAUGAAACAUUCUAUGUACAUCGUUUAUUUACUCCAUUUUUACUUUUUCAUAAUACAUUUGUGAAUAUCCACACAUAGUAUAUAAAAAAAAGUUAUUUCUUAUUAUCUAGUAACUAUAUAUUUUUUAUAAUAUAGCUGUGCACAGUGUUUUUCUCUUUUUUUGAAUAUUUAAUUGCACACUUCUUUGAUCUCACUCUACUAAACAUAGAUACACGACCCAUGUCUUCCUUCCGCACUGUUCGUAAUGCAAGGACAGUCAUUAUGACUGGUUUCGUUUUAAAUCUUGUUUAAAAAUGCGUGGUGCGUAUUUUGAAAUUUCUUACAAUAGACUGAAAUUUGAAACUUUUUAAGAAUAGUGCAUAAAUCACUUUAUUAUUAUAUUUGAAUGCACUUGAAAUCAUAUUAUCCACAGAAUUUCCAUGUACAGUUAAUUAAUUAUUAUUGCUUUUGUUUAAUAUAAAGGAUAUUAUAUACUUACAUAAAUAUUUACACGCUUUUGUUCAAUAUCCAGUUUAAUAAUCAUGGGAAUUUUUGUGCUUCAACUCUGAAGAUACAUUUUGAGUAAUUGUUAUAUAAUCAAGUACAGACGAACAAACAUUGCACUUAGAUCAGUACGUAUUUUGUAGUUACAGACAGAACCGUGUUGUCUAAACCAAGAUAGAUGAAUUCUACUGAGAUUAUAAUUUCAGUUGGUUGAAAAUCAAAUUCUAAUACCAUCAAGCCAUAUCUCUACACAUUUAUUAAUAUGUACAAAUAAAUGAUACUACUUGUUUGAAAUAAUUAAAACGAUAG